Peniophora sp. CBMAI 1063 is the source of this 2346-nucleotide messenger RNA. The record is from the annotation of a GenBank genome assembly. Lineage: Eukaryota; Fungi; Basidiomycota; Agaricomycetes; Russulales; Peniophoraceae.
AUGGUCGUACCAUACUGGACAUACGACAACGAAAACGGUGGACAUUACGAUCUCACCUCGGAUGCGCAAACAACAACUCAGGUAGAAGAUCCCGACGUCCUUGGCGGGCACAGCGACCGUGCGCGUAACAAUCGAGACGCAUUGAAUCUCAUCAACAAGCUACGGGGAACUGGAGUGGGUUUAGAUGUCGACCUGCCAAUCAUCACUGCCAUAGGUCAACAAUCCUCUGGAAAAUCGUCUCUAAUGGAGCAGGUGUCGGGCAUACGUUUCCCCCGUAACUCUGGAACAUGCACGAGAGUGCCCAUUGAAUGCCACUUGAGUCGUUCGGACGAUCCCUGGGUAUGCCGAGUCAAGAUUCGCAUCGUCACGUCAACAGGCAUCGACGACAAGUACUUCGGCUCGCCUAUUGCUUCUCCUCAGAGCCUCGUCGAUCGCAUCGCGCGCGCGCAAGCUGCGAUCCUCAAUCCUUCUCAAGACUCGCUGUCAUAUCUGAGCUGCGCGGUCGGUGAUCUGGAACAGUUGGAGAUCAACUUCUCCUCGAAUGUGAUCUGCCUAGAGAUAGCGGGCCAGGAUAUACCGGAUUUGACUCUUGUGGACCUUCCAGGCCUCAUUCAGAGUGCGAGUGCGAAUGGCGACGCGGCAGAUAUCGCGCUCGUGCGUGACUUGGUGGUUCAAUACAUCUCCAAACCUUCUACAAUUAUCCUCGUGACCGUUGUCUGCGAGACUGACUUCAAUAAUCAACCCGGUUAUCAGCUCGCGCGCCAGUGCGACCCUAAGGGAGAUCGCACCUUCGGUGUUCUUACUAAACCUGAUCGCAUUCAAACGGGCACCGAAGCGGCAUGGAUAUCACUCUUGAAGAACGAGAGUGCAGGUGCGCCUUUGACGAACGGCUGGUACACCGUCAAGAUGCCCGAGCUGUCACCACUGCACCCAGCUCCAACUCGGGCGGAAGCGGCGACACAGGAGGACAAAUGGUUCGAGAAAGAGACCCAUGAGCGUUCAUCCCCGUGGUCCAGCCUAUCCCAUGCCACUAAGCGGAGGCUGGGUACAAAGUAUCUCGUGCCCGCGCUGGAGGUCGCUCUGAGCGAUCUUGUUCGGCAGCGUGUCCCUGCACUCGGUGUUGAGCUUCGGGAUAAAGCGCAGGAUGUCGAAAAACAGCUACGCGACCUGCCCGCGCUUUCAUCGGCGGACAAUGCGAUCGGCGAGAUCUUCCGGUUGAUCAAUGGUUUCACGCACUGCAGUGACGCGGAGGUCCAUGGCCGCCCUCUUGCCUCGCCCGAGCAGGACGGCCAGACACUUCUGCACGGGGUACACGAUGCCGCUGAACAGUUUCAGAUGUCUCUGCUUGCGACAUACCCCGACUUCCGCCCGUGGAGGCAGGGUGCUGAAGGCAAAGGCGACCUUCCCCUCGCGCUUCCACGCUUUGUGCUCGGGAAUAACGCGGUAUCUCCGUUGAAGCGCACUGGUGAACCCAUACUCGUUGAGCAUGUUGAGGAGACCAUUGCGCGCGGGCGAAAAGCGGGUCGUGGUGUGCCGGACUAUAUACCGUCCGAUGCACCAGCAGGCUAUGCCAAAGCGGCUAUCUGUGACUGGGCUCUUCCCGCCCGUGUACUCGUGGACGGAACGUACCAGCACCUGAAUAAGUACCUGCUCGCCUUGGUUAAGCGACAUUUCGGUCAGUAUGAGCACGGCGGCCUAUGCAGUGAAGUCAGGCGCAUCGUCAAUCUGCAUCUCUCCGAAUGCCGCGACGAAGCAGAAAAGCGUAUUGAAUGGCUCCAGAAAAUUGAUGGGGAGGCAUAUACGAGUAACGCGAACGUGCAUCGCGAGCUCAAGGAUCAGUUCAAGUUGCACUUCAAGGCGGCUUCUCAGAGCUCUGGCUUGGAUUUCCUGCAGCGCAGGUUAGACAUGCGACCUUAUAACCCGACCGGCCGAGAUGAAGUCCCCACGCAAUUUAAAAACGAUAUGGAGGCCGCGAUCAAGAACCUCAACAAGAUCGGUGUGCGCAUUGGCGAUGCGCACCAACUUUCCACCCUCAACCCGAGCCCCGACGACCCGCUCCUCGACGUGAUGGCGAGCGCCAGCGCGCUUUUCGAGAUUGCUCGCCGCCGGUUCUCGGACUAUGCACCACAAGCUGUAUACCUUGAACAGGUGCGCGGUUUCCAGGACGGACUCGAUAAGCUCUUGAGGGAGGAACUUGGCCUCACGGGCACGGAGAUACAGUCAAAGUGUCGCGCGUACCUCGAGGAAUCGUCCGAUGUUAAGGCUCAUCGACAGGAGCUCACGCUCCAGCAUGAGCGUUUGACCGCCGCUCGUACGGAGUUGAAUGCAUACUUCUCGAUGUCUUGA